AUCAUGCCCCCCAGAUAGCAGCAGCGUCGUCCUCCUCUCCAACCCCCCCUUCCCUGCCCCUUGGCCCCCCUCCUUUACCUUCCCGAUCAGCACCAGCACUGCCACCUGUGUCACCACAGCCACCAUGCCCCCCAGGAAGAGGACGCGGUCGGGCCUGGGCUUCCUGUGCUGCUUUGGCAGCAGCGAGCCUCCGGAGAUCAACCUCAAAGACAGCGUACCGCUGCAGCUGCUGGAGUUCAGCGCCCCCAUGCCGCCCUCUGAGGAGCUGCACGCGCGCUUCUCCGAACUGGUGGAUGAACUGGACCUGACGGACAAGAACAGGGAGGCCAUGUUUGCUCUGCCCGAUGAGAAGAAAUGGCAGAUCUACUGCAGCAAGAAGAAGGAGCAAGAGGACCCCAACAAGCUGGCUACCAGCUGGCCCGACUACUACAUUGACCGCAUCAACUCCAUGGCUGCUAUGCAGACCCUGUUUGCCUUCGAUGAGGAGGAAAUGGAAAUGAGGAACAAGGUGGUAGAAGAUCUGAAGACAGCACUUCGGACUCAGCCAAUGAGGUUCGUCACACGCUUCAUCGAGCUUGACGGCCUCACCUGCCUCCUCAACUUCCUGCGCAGCAUGGACUAUGAAACAUCGGAGAGCCGCGUCCACACCUCCGUCAUCGGCUGCAUCAAGGCCCUGAUGAACAACUCCCAGGGCCGCGCACACGUCCUGGCUCACCCACAGAGCAUCAACACCAUCUCACAGAGCCUACGGACGGAGAACAUCAAGACCAAAGUGGCGGUGCUGGAGAUUCUCGGUGCGGUGUGCCUGGUGCCUGACGGACACAAGAAGGUGCUGCAGGCUAUGGCACACUUCCAGAAAUACGCUGCGGAGAGGACACGCUUUCAGACGCUGCUAAAUGAGCUGGACAAGAGUACAGGCCGCUACAGAGACGAGGUCAACUUAAAGACGGCCAUCAUGUCCUUCAUCAACGCUGUGCUCAACGCUGGAGCUGGGGAGGACAACCUUGAGUUCCGCCUCCACCUAAGGUACGAGUUCCUGAUGUUGGGCAUCCAGCCGGUCAUCGACAAGCUCAGAGAACAUGAGAAUGCCACUCUGGACAGGCAUUUGGACUUCUUUGAGAUGGUGCGGAAUGAGGAUGACUCAGAGUUGGCCAAAAGAUUCGAUAUGACCCACGUAGAUACUAAGAGUGCAGGUGCCAUGUUUGAGCUGGUCAAGAAGAAGCUGAGCCACACAGACGCCUACCCCAACCUCCUCUCCAUCCUCCAGCACUGCCUGCAGAUGCCCUAUAAACGGGGUGGUGGUAGCCUGCAGCACUGGCAGCUUUUAGACAGGAUCCUCCAGCAGCUAGUCCUUCAGGACGACAAGGGAGAGGACCCCGACAGCGCUCCUCUGGACAACUUCAAUGUUAAGAACAUCAUUCGCAUGUUGGUCAAUGAGAAUGAGGUGAAACAGUGGCGAGACCAGGCAGAGAAGUUCAGGAAAGAUCAUAUGGAGCUGCUAGGUAAACUAGAGCGAAAAGAGCGGGAGUGUGAUACCAAGACCCAGGAAAAGGAGGACAUGAUGAAGACUUUGAACAAGAUGAAGGACAAACUCCAGCGUGAGGGAGUGGAGCUGCGCUCAGCCAGGGAGCAGGUCCUAGACCUGUCCACACGCAUCAACGACAUAUCUGGUGUCAGUCCUCCUCCUCCGCCUGGCGGCCCCGUGGCUCCUCCUCCACCACCUUUGAUGGCUGGCUUUCCUCCACCUCCUCCUCCUCCUCUACCAUUCAGCUGCCCGCCUCCUCCACCACCUCCCCCACCACCUGGAGCACCACCUCCUCCUCCAGGAGCUCCUCCCAUUUUUGGAGGCCCGCCUCCUCCUAUUCCCUCUUCAUUCAACUCAGCGAGCACCAUGCGCUCCAAGUCUAUCCCUCAACCUUCUCACCCCCUGAAGUCCUUCAACUGGGCCAAACUGGGAGAGAACGUGAUCAACGGCACCAUCUGGAAUGACAUUGAUGACCUGAGAGCUUUCAAGAUUCUUGACCUCAAGGACAUAGAGAAGAUGUUUUCAGCCUAUCAGAGACAACAGGACCUGCUCACUAACCAAUCCUUCAAACAGAAAGAGACGGGCUCUAUGGACGACCUAUACGUCAGCACGCGGAAGGUUAAAGAGCUGUCCGUCAUUGACGGUAGACGUGCACAGAAUUGUAUCAUCCUUCUUUCAAAGUUAAAAAUGAGCAAUGAUGAGAUCAAGAGGGCGAUCCUCGAGAUGGAUGAAAGGGAAGAGCUAGCCAAAGACAUGCUGGAGCAGCUGCUGAAGUUUGUCCCAGAGAAAAGUGACAUAGAUCUCUUGGAGGAGCACAAACAUGAGCUGGAGCGCAUGGCGCGGGCUGACCGCUUCCUCUUUGAAAUGAGCAGAAUUGACCACUAUCAGCAGAGACUGCAGGCUCUGUUCUUUAAGAAGAAGUUUGCAGAGCGCCUCGCUGAAACCAAGCCUAAGGUUGAAGCCAUCCUGAAUGCAUCCAAGGAGGUGGUCCGGAGCAAGAGGCUGACUCAGAUCCUGGAGGUGGUGCUGGCUUUCGGCAACUUCAUGAACAAGGGCCAGAGAGGCAACGCGUACGGCUUCAAGGUCUCCAGCCUCAACAAGAUCGCUGACACCAAGUCCAGCAUAGACAGAAACAUCACCAUGUUGCACUACCUGAUCAUGAUUGUCGAGAAGAACUACAGUGACACACUGCACAUCCAGGAAGACCUCAGCAGUGUACCAGAGGCUGCCAAAGUCAAUUUGUCGGAGUUGGAAAAAGAGGUGCACAAUAUCAAAAGUGGACUGAAGGCUCUAGAGGCGGAGCUGCAAUACCAGCAGAGCAGGACGAGGGAACGUGGGGACAAAUUCGUGGCUGUGAUCGGUGACUUCAUCACCGUGGCUGGCUUCAGCUUCUCUGAACUGGAGGACCAGCUGAGCGAGGCCAAGGACAAGUUUACCAAAUCUCUGAAGCACUUUGGGGAGGAAGAAGGGAGGAUGCAGCCCGAUGAGUUCUUCGGGAUCUUUGACACCUUUUUACAGUCGUUCAACGAAGCACGGCAAGACCUGGAUAACAUGCAGCGGCGUAAAGAUGAGGAGGAGAGGAGGGCACGAAUGGAGGCCAUGCUCAAGGAGCAGAGAGAGCGGGAACGGCGGGCCAAGAAGAGCGGGGCCUCAGACGAGGUCAGCGGGGAGUUUGACGACCUAGUGUCUGCGUUGCGUUCCGGUGAGGUCUUUGACAAGGACCUGAACAAAUUCAAGCGCAACCGCAAGCGCUCGGUCAACCAGUUGGUGGAGGGUGGGGGACGCGAGCGAGCUGUUACCAAGGUAAACUAUUAGUUCGGGAAAAAGGAAGGGAAUAAAAUUAAACACUAGACACCGACAUUCUCUUAACACCUUUAGUCCAGGAACAUUGGAGAGGAUGUGAAUAACGGCUGGACGGGACAUGUAGCCACAUGUGUGGACAGCCACGCCGUUUUGAAGGAUGCAGCACCCUCCUCUGAUUGGUCUUGUAAAGCUAUUCCCACCCGGUUUGUCCCGGGCGUUGUAUGAUCUCCUGAGCUGGGCGAAGGACGGUUGGGAUCUAUGGAUGGACGGACAGACCACUGUGACACAUUAUCCCAUAUAUUUUGACCAUAUCCUCUUUAACACUGUGCUCAAACUUCCAGCUCUCUAUCACCCCGCUGUUUUUCCACUGCUCUUUACCCCCCCACAAACCUCUUCACUCUUCCUCUGAACGUUCCUUGGUGCUGGAGCUGUCCUAUCUUUUUGCUCCCUGGCUCUAAAACACACAGGACUUUGGGAUCAGCCAGUCACAGUGUACAUAGACUCGGGGGGCCAAGAAAAAGGAUUGGAAAACUGACAAAAGAAGGUGGGAAAGGGGGAACUAAGCCAUCAUCUCCACAGUCAUGGUUGCUUCCAGAAAAGAGACUUUUCAGACACAGAAUGGAUGGGUAUUCAUGAACAUCCUUUGCUGGAAAGAGGGGUGUGUAUUCUACAAAUCCCAGAGUGCUUUGUGGGCUUCUGAAAGAUUGUUGAAAGAUACACAAUGGGGGGGGUUAUCGCUUCAACCCAACGGCCGCCUCCAACACACAGCAUUCCCAGGGGGGACCUACGUACAUCCCUAACAGAAGCAGUUUUUAGAGGAUACAACUCAAGGAAAACCAACUUGUCAGCUUGUUCCACCUGACAAAAUGAGAACUGUGCCACAGGGGUCGAGCCUCACCUCCACCCUUCACUGGUUUCAACAUUGUUCUGGCAUGAACCAGUGCCAAAGCAAAGAGAAAGCAAAUGUAAAUGUACUAAUACGAAACCUACUGCAAUUAGGCGUUGAUAUAUAUUUAUAUUUAGAUGCAGACAAGCUAAUUGCAAAGAUGUAGAGUUUUUGUUGUUUUCAUGGCAUUUUGGGGGUUUUGUACACGCGAUGCAUUCUUUGUUGGUGUUGCAAGUUCACGUUGACGAUGGAAGUGAAUUUCUAUACAUUGUUGCGCUUUGUGUCAAAGAGAUAAUUUCUGCUCCUUUUCACACCUGUAGGUCUUGUUUGCACUGUAGCUUUUCUGGCCAACUUUACACUCCACAAGCCGAUCAAAACUAUCCUCUGGAAAGAGUUGUCUCUGUGCUAAAAUGAUCUUUUAUCUAUAACGAAGUUAACGGAACGACAUAUACAAUUUCAAGCCUGGAGUUUGCGAUGGUCUGAAUGUGUGGUCCGAUCCAGCGGCUGCAGCAAAACUGCAGACCAUGUGUGAACUCGGCAGUAUACCAGCCAACAGGAUGCUGUAUAGCAGUUCUCAUCGGGCCUUUAAUGAUCUCAUCCAUAGUGUCUGAAGGAUCUGUUACACUGGUGCUAAGACAGAGCCAUCAGUCCAGUUAAAGAUUUCUCAAGGUAAACUAUCGCUUGAUUGCUCUGCUGCCAAGAUUCAGGCUCAUCAUACAGUAUUUCUGUGUGCUUUUAUUUCAGUUGGCGUUGUAAUUCAUCUGUUAUUACAAAGUCAGGGUACAGCAAAGCACUUAAAGGGUGUAGGAUUUAAAAUAGAGAGGCUUGAUGCAAAUAAGUUGUGUAAGGGUGGACGUUAACAGGACACCAACAGCCUCGGAGAGCAUCGUUCCUUCCAGCUUCUCUGAAACGUUUGCGAUACCGCCCUGUUACUAUGGGCAACCUUUUGCCAAACAAGAGUCAGACCUACAUACUGAAGCCAACCGAGGUCAGUUUUCAUUAAGUUUUUGAAAUAUUCAAGGAGGUAUAUUUUUUUAUUUAUAUAUGCAUUUCUAAAACCUUAGCAGUAGACGUGACAAAGGCUGCAGUGUAAAGUAUGGGCUCGCCUCAGUACAACAUUAAGAUGGUCUUUUUGAAGAUGGACCUCCAGUACAGUACAGGGUCCCUUGCUACUGGAGGUGUACUCACAGAGAGGGCUGUAAUCCUGGGGUGAGGGCUCUGCUGCGGAAGGAGUCACUCCCGGUCAAUUCUUUGGGAGAAGAGACAUCAAAUGACAGUGUGAAGCCAUAAAAAAAAAAAUCCUAUGAACAUACAGCUUAUUGGAAGCAGAUAAAGGGCCACACACACAUAAGUCCAUAAGAAAUAUCCUGGUGUCAUCCUGCUAAUCAUCCAUUAUUAUUCCUAGGUAACCCAUUUUAGUAAUUUCAUCUGCAUUGCAUGGUUACUAUAGUACAGUAUAGUGCCAUAUGGGAGCUGUCCAGUUGACGUUUUCAGGACAAAUUUAAAAAUGGACACAUCCUGUGUUUAAUCUUCCCUAGCCUACUCAUGCAUGUUUUAGCUACAUGUUUUGUCAUGUAUCCUUACUACGUUAAGAUUGGUUGAGUUAGACAGGCCAAAGGAUUUGCACAACAGCCCCUGGUUCAGUUUGUGAGGGAUAAGAGUUAAGUGGUUGUUUUUGUGGUAAGAAUUACAGUUAAACAUUUAUUCCUUUCCCUAGUUCCCGUAUUGAAUUGGAGACAUUUCCCCUCUGCACUUGACUCAAUAAGCACUUAGUGUAACAGUAGUGUUACAACACCAGGAAAAGACAUUAUUGACAGGGUGUUGGACGGGGAAUGUUUUAUUUUUAAUUUCUUUCUUUCUGGACAAACAGACAAAUCACUUCACACACACACACUGCUAUCUGUAAUUACCACAGUAGUAACGGGCUAUGGCAGUUUGUUCCUUCAUUCUGCCAGCUUUUCUAUUUAGUCUAAGUUUCACAUCGAAGUGCCUCUGACCCUGUUUUCACACACUUACCAUUCCUGUUAUUUUGUUUUUAGUGCUUGUUGCUUUCCAAAAAAAAAUGUACAGUACAGUGUCUGCUAAGUGAUGUAACGGACAGUUGGAAUUAGACUAAUUGGCGCCAUCUUGUGACUUCAGAUGGUGCACUUUAGGUUCCCAGAUGACAUCACAAGCAGUUAGAAGCAGCUCUAGGAAGUGCUAACAUGAUGUGGCACAUUAACUCCCCAGAGUCCCCUAACAUGAGUGACAUCAGCGUGGUUGGCAUGGGAUCAGAGGAGUUUGAUCUAUCACCUGUACAGAGAAAAAUUCUCUUUUCAUAAACCUUUAAUUUCUCCAUUAUCAGUCACCUCACAGAGACACCUCGUCCUACCAGGGGUUUAGUCCUUCCAGAGAAGAUUAACUGGUAAACCAAAUAGACUCAAACUUUCAGACACUUUGAAAUGUCAGAAAAGUUCUAAUGACGUAUGAUUGCCUAUUCUUUAACCAGCAUUUAAUCUCUAUUUGAGCUAUUUGAUUUCCUAACCUCUGCUCCUUUGUCUUUCAAGUUAAUCAGAGUUGGUAUAUCAGACUUUGGCAGACCCUUUAAACUCUUAAUCCAGAGCUUUAACCCGCAUUAUAGUGCAGACUAUUUACAGAGGGGUAUUGCAACAUUGUCAGUAUUAUUACAAGUUUAUGUUGUUCCAUGUUUGGAUGUUUCUUUGGCCAUUGACUGGCUGAUUUUGGAGUGUACAGAUGGAAACCAGAGGAAUGAAAUUAGUAGCUUGUUCAAUGCACUUUUAUUAUGGGACAUUUCCAUUUGCGGCGCCAUUUUGAAGGCUUGGAUCCCUCUAGAAAUGAGAAGGAUGCAACGAAAGACUGGUGCAAAGACAUGGUGGGAAGAAAGAAAACCGGGGGAAGUGUGGUUGGGACUCCGGCUGGGCCGCUGGAGUAACGUUAACAGGCAGUCUGUUGGAGACUUGGUUUGUGGGGACAGGUACAAAAAAAGCGACACUCGUACCCAACAGGAGUGUACGGAGUUUGAAAUCCUCUUGUCUGCCACCUGCUUUGGUUUGUAAAAGA
Etheostoma spectabile (orangethroat darter) is the source of this 7274-nucleotide messenger RNA. RefSeq names its product dishevelled associated activator of morphogenesis 2 (gene daam2). Gene Ontology annotation, molecular function: small GTPase binding; actin binding. The record is from RefSeq and is a predicted model, not a curated record. Gene Ontology annotation, biological process: negative regulation of oligodendrocyte differentiation; actin cytoskeleton organization; regulation of non-canonical Wnt signaling pathway. Lineage: Eukaryota; Metazoa; Chordata; Actinopteri; Perciformes; Percidae.